AGCAUUUGCGGGCGCUAUUACUAAAUUGUCUUCAAUCACACGUGAAAAGGAAAAUAUUGUUUCUCACGUCGGCUAAGGAAAAAUGGGGAAAACGAAGAAGAAUCGACCCAAAAGAGGAGACCCCAUCUCCACAAGUGGAUCCCUUGCAGAGCAGAUAGAAAAUGAAGACACUCUGAAAAUGACUCAACGAGUGAAGGAACGUGGACGAAAGGAUGAGGAUGACACUUUCGUUGACGAAAGACUUUCAAGGAAGAUCUUGGAGCAAGCAAGGCUCCAGCAAGAUGAACUUGAAAUAGAACAUGGGAUGACAAGACUUGGUCCAUCUAAGAAACCUGCCACAAGUCUUGGCCCUACAAGACCAGAUGGCUCAGAUGAUGAAGAGGAAGAGGACCAAGAGUUAGCCCAGCAUGACGGCCAGUUCUUUGAUGAGAUUGAUGUAGAUGAAGAAGACGAGAGGGCGCUACAGCAGUUCAUGUCGAAGGAUGCCCCGAUGAGACGCACUCUGGCUGACAUCAUCAUGGAGAAGCUCACGGAGAAGAAGACAGAGGUAGCAUCACAGAUGACAGAAUCUGGUAUGGCUCCUCCAGAGUUAGACGAUAGAGUUGUGCAGGUGUACAAAGGAGUAGGGCAGAUUCUCUCCAGGUAUCGUAGCGGUAAACUACCCAAGGCAUUUAAGAUCCUUCCUGCACUCAAAUCAUGGGAACAGAUCCUGUACAUCACAGAGCCUGACAAAUGGACGGCAGCUUCCAUGUAUCAAGCAACAAGAAUUUUCUCCAGUAACCUCAACGCCAAGAUGGCUCAAAGGUUCUACAAUCUUAUUCUACUGCCGAGAAUACAGGAUGAUAUUGCGGAAUUCAAGAGGUUAAACUUUCAUCUAUACAUGGCAUUAAAGAAGGCUCUGUUCAAGCCCGCUGCUUUCUUCAAAGGAAUUCUCCUUCCUCUUUGUGAGUCCGGGACUUGUACUUUGCGCGAGGCAGUCAUCGUCGGGAGCGUUCUCGCCAAAUCGACCGUUCCUGUUCUUCACUCGUCUGCCGCGAUGCUGAAACUUGCUGAGAUGGACUACAGUGGAGUUAAUAGUAUCUUCCUCAGGAUUCUGGUCGACAAGAAGUACGCACUUCCUUUCAGGGUCAUUGAUGCGGUCGUAUAUCACUUCCUCAGAUUUGUACACGACAAGCGCCAGCUACCUGUACUGUGGCACCAGGCUCUUCUAGCGUUUGCUCAACGAUACAAGGAAGACAUCUCAUCCGAGCAGAAGGAGGCCCUCAUGGAGCUGCUCAGGGCUCACCUCCAUCCGUCAAUCACGCCGGAAGUGCGGAGAGAAAUCGUCAACUCCAAGUCGCGUGACUGUGAGGAACCAAUGGGGGCAGACUGAGAUCAUUUAAACGUGCAGCCAAAUAUAUCUUCAAAGGACUUGAAUGGCUGUAGAUCUGUUGAUCCUGUAGAAUGACACCACUCAAGCAAACGUGCAGCCAAAUAUUUUUAAAGGACUUGAAUGGCUGUAGAACUGCAGAUCCUGUAAAAUGACACCACUCAAGCAAUAAGGAAAAAACAGUGUUCAUGCUACUUAAAGCCAAUGGGAUCCUGUUUAAGUAUUUAUUGCCUAUGCUCUGUGAAGCGAAAUAGUGUCGGAUGAGAAUUUGAUCAUAUUCUUUGAAAUGGCACUCAAACAAAUAAGAAAAGUGCUUAUGCCCAUCUUGUUAUGAAUGGUCAUCGGUUAAAAAUCUUUUGCAACCAGGAUCAGAAUGGUCUGAUAUACGAGUUCAGGGUUACGUUUUAAUAAUAUUUCAUUUUUGUCUCGAGAAUGCUCUGAAUUACAUGCUAUUAGUAUUGUAAAUGUGCAAAAAACAGUUUAAAAAUUUGAGUCCAUUUCUGUUACAUUACAUUGUGCCCAUUCAUGAUUAAGAGUGAUUUAAUUCAAAAUAAAGUUUCUUAAUUGACAAUGCAUAGUGAAAUUUAUAUUCACUGUUUUUCGUGUACUUUUUAUUUUAAAAAUGUCUUGUUGAUAUUUUAAUAUUUAUAUGUACACUGCCUCAUUUAAUAUACAUUUUAUAUUUUUAAAACUAUACAUGAGUAGAAAAUACAAAUAAUUGUUGCCAAUUUGAGGAAGACAAGUUAAUUCAUUUAGACCUUCAGAAAACUCUGACCUACUGUUAUGCUCAACGAAGUAAACAGGAUUAAUCAUUUAAUCAUCACAAUGUAAGCAUCAUGUGAACAAAUUGUAGCAUGCAUGUGCUAAAAAAAAAAUCGACAUAAGCUGUCAUAAAUUUGGUGCCAUCUUAAUGCCAGAAUAUUUGUAUAGUGUUUAGGGGAAGUCCAACUUGAUGUGAUGUUGGUUUCAAUUUUAAAAAAGCAGACAAAUGAGAGCACAGAUUAAUGUGAAUUUCUGCAAAAUUUGAUACAAAUUAUGAAGAGAAAACAAAAUGAUUCCUUUUUGAAGUUGUUAUCAAUGAAACACAAGUUUGCAACACUGUGACUUACACUUUCUUUCAGGUUAAUCUUUGGAGGUGCUCCUUAGUUUGCUCUUUUCUAAAAAUCUCUUAAAUUCCAUUUUUCUUAACUGUUUGUGAAGAAAUUGAUUUGUUUCAUGCAGGGCUUAUGUAAAAACAUGUACCUACAUGUGUUCUUUGAUGGGCCUUUGUUGCAUGAAUGAUGAAAAGAAUUCUGUAUAAAAAUUGAUGCAUUUUUUAGUAUAGAGCAAAUAAGAGAGGACCUUGUAAGACACGUUUUAGAGUUGCUAAUUUGUGUUUGAUCGAUUAUAAAUCAUUUAUU
Molecule: messenger RNA, 2769 nt
Organism: Strongylocentrotus purpuratus (purple sea urchin)
Lineage: Eukaryota; Metazoa; Echinodermata; Echinoidea; Camarodonta; Strongylocentrotidae
Gene: bysl
Product: bystin
Exons: 10
Coding region: 83-1372 (429 amino acids)
Biological process (GO): rRNA processing
Cellular component (GO): cytoplasm; nucleolus; preribosome, small subunit precursor
Molecular function (GO): snoRNA binding
Source: RefSeq, a predicted model, not a curated record